AUGGAAGAAAAAUGGCAAACUGCGAUAGAAUUAUUGGAAAAGAUUAAUAAUGGCGAGGUUCAAACAACAGAAAAACAAAAGAAAAAGCUAGAAUCACUCAUUGAAGGUCAUAACGCACAAGUUGAAGCAGAUCUGGAACUUAAAAAAGGAAUGGUUGGACUUCUUUACGAAAAAUACAUUUAUUCCAAUAAGAUUUGCCUUUUAGAAAAACUUGGAGUCAGGAAUAAAUGGAGACAUCCUCUUUUAGCCGAAAUUCGCGAAAUAUUAUUCGAAGAAAAUGAGUUAUUCGAAAUAACAGACUUCAUGGUAUCUCAAGAGUGA
Molecule: messenger RNA, 321 nt
Organism: Trichomonas vaginalis G3
Lineage: Eukaryota; Parabasalia; Trichomonadida; Trichomonadidae
Exons: 1
Coding region: 1-321 (106 amino acids)
Source: RefSeq, a predicted model, not a curated record